UUAAUUGAAAGAAUUUUCCAUCCCUCCUUUUCCUCAAGACCCCCAUCUCUUGCUGGAACCCUACUCCCUUGAUCCCCUACUGUGUCUCUCCCUCGAAUUUUUACUCGCUUGCGUAAGCCGAAGAUUUGCCAUGGGGAACGCGGAGAAGCUGAUGAACCAGAUCAUGGAGCUGAAGUUCACGGCGAAGAGCCUUCAGCGGCAAUCGCGCAAGUGUGAGAAGGAGGAAAAGGCUGAGAAGCUUAAGGUCAAGAAGGCGAUCGAAAAGGGAAACAUGGAUGGUGCUAGAAUCUACGCUGAGAACUCUAUCCGCAAGCGCAACGAGCAAAUGAAUUACCUUCGACUCGCCUCCCGCCUUGACGCGGUCGUCGCGCGCCUCGAUACCCAGGCGAAGAUGCAGGUAAUUGGAAAGUCGAUGGGUUCAAUUGUCAAGUCCCUUGAUUCAGCCCUCGCCACUGGAAAUCUUCAAAAGAUGUCGGAGACGAUGGAUCAGUUCGAGCGCCAGUUCGUCAACAUGGAGGUUCAGGCUGAGUUCAUGGAGGGUGCCAUGGCUGGAUCUACCAGCCUUUCUACUCCUGAAACCGAGGUCAACAGUCUUAUGCAGCAGGUCGCCGAUGAUUACGGCCUCGAGGUAUCUGUUGGCCUGCCCCAAGCUGCGGCUCAUGCCAUUUCCUCCAACAAGGAGAAGGAGAAGGUUGAUGAGGAUGAUCUCUCCAGGCGCCUUGCUGAGCUUAAGGCCAGGGGUUAAAUGAUGAUUAUGAAUUUGCGAUGUUUUUUACAAGGUUAAUUCCAUACUGGCUUGCCUACAUGAAGACAACUAUUUGUGUUUUAUUGUUUCCUUAUGUGCAUAAUACGCGUCACGUGUUAUACAUGAAUUUCUGUUUAAUAUCCAGGUGUCGGAUGAUCUGUUACUGUAUAAUUAUCUGGUUUGACAGAAAGAUCUCUCAUCUUGGAAACGUUCAUAUGCUUUGCGUUA
This is a messenger RNA of Dendrobium catenatum, 973 nucleotides long. Its product is annotated as ESCRT-related protein CHMP1. The record is from RefSeq and is a predicted model, not a curated record. Bases 131 to 745 code for a protein of 204 amino acids. The transcript has a single exon. Lineage: Eukaryota; Viridiplantae; Streptophyta; Magnoliopsida; Asparagales; Orchidaceae. Gene Ontology annotation, cellular component: ESCRT III complex; multivesicular body. Gene Ontology annotation, biological process: protein transport; late endosome to vacuole transport; endosome transport via multivesicular body sorting pathway.